Messenger RNA from Notolabrus celidotus (New Zealand spotty), 990 nucleotides. It is a transcript of the gene nudt2, whose product is annotated as nudix (nucleoside diphosphate linked moiety X)-type motif 2. Gene Ontology annotation, biological process: ATP biosynthetic process; AMP biosynthetic process. The transcript is spliced from 3 exons. Lineage: Eukaryota; Metazoa; Chordata; Actinopteri; Labriformes; Labridae. Bases 166 to 612 code for a protein of 148 amino acids. The record is from RefSeq and is a predicted model, not a curated record. Gene Ontology annotation, molecular function: bis(5'-nucleosyl)-tetraphosphatase (asymmetrical) activity.
AAUAAUGCCUCUGUUGCUGUGCGGUUACACAUGAGUCUGUAAACAUGUGUAAGUCUGUCACAAUGAGUUGCAGUGUGCCAGAUAAUUAGUGCUAGCUCAGUAACAGCGGUUUGCUGUCCUACUGCCUGGAUACGAGAAUCAGCACUAAGAUGAGAUCAAUGGGAGAUGGCGCUGCGUGCUUGUGGCUUCAUAGUGUUUCGGCUCGCCAGUUGUGUCCCUCCACCAGACAACAUCGAGUAUCUCCUCUUGCAGACCUCAUAUGGAGAACACCACUGGACCCCACCCAAAGGCCAUGUGGACCCAGGUGAGGAUGACCUCACCACAGCUCUCAGGGAGACCAAGGAGGAGGCAGGACUUGGAGCAGAGCACCUAAGGGUGAUAGAUGACUUUGUGCAGGAGCUGCGCUAUGAAGUGCGAGGGAAACCCAAAGAGGUUCUCUACUGGCUGGCCGAGCUGACGGACCCAGGGACAGCGGUGACUUUAUCAGACGAGCACCAGGACUAUCGCUGGGCCCGGCUGGAAGAGGCCUGCACUCUGGCAGGUUACAAAGACCUGCAGAACACACUGAGGGCAGCACACACACACCUGGAGGCUCAGCAGAACAAACAGUGAUGAACCACAGUGAAGACUGUGCAAAGGGAUGAUGGAACUAGGGUCUCUCCUGUAUUGUAUAAACUCAGCCUGAAAGUUAGGGCUUCAGUUUGCUAGUUUGAUCCUAGCCACUACACAAAAACAUGAGUGCCUGUGUCUCUGGAUCAACAAAACUGUAAUUGAUUAGACUGAUUUCAAUAAUUAAAUAUUCUUAUAGUAAUAAUGUAAAAAAAACAACACAAAAUAACUAAAUAAAGGAGAUGGACGCCCUCUCAUCACGUGAGCCAGUGGAACUUGGUGGAAUUGUUAUGAAGGGGAUAGUUUUAAGAUCUUUCACUGAUUGUAUCAGCUGUUGCUAGAAUCAAGUGUAUUCCAAAUAAAUCUAAUAGAUUUUGUUUA